GUUCCCUCUCUGGUCGGGUCAGGCGCGGCCGGCCCUGCGAGCGCCCGGCAGAGGCUGAGGGAGAGAAAGAGAGGAGGGGAGGAGGACUCAGGGCGUAGGAGCCGGAGAGCCCUCCCGCGCCACAGAAAAUUUCCAGAGACUUGGUGAAGAUAGGAAAGCUGUCAAAAAGACCAUAGGACUAUUGUAUCUGCUGUUUAUCCUGAAGCUCAGCUGAGGUGGAGCUUAGCUGAUCUGUUUCUUGACUGUUUACUUCCUGUUGGCCAACCAAGACUUUUUUUGGAGAAUUCUAUUGUACAGAGCCUGAUGUCAUCUGUGGGCCAUAACAGGAGCAUGCAUUUGCAAGUGUCAGUUAGAUUUGUGGAUCAAUAAAGUUUUCCUGAAAGGUGGGCACUUUUGGUGACAUUGUCCAGUUCUCAUGAUGUAUCAUUCCUUGUCUGAAACUAGACAUCCUCUGCAGCCAGAAGAACAAGAAGUGGGCACUGACCCCUUGUCGAGUUACUCAAACAAGCCUGGAGGAGAUUCAAAUCAAAAUGGAAGAACAAGUUCUUUAGACUCUGAUGGGACUUUUAAUUCCUAUAGGAAAGAAUGGGAAGAACUAUUUGUAAACAACAAUUACUUGGCAACAAUAAGGCAGAAGGGGAUUAAUGGGCAGCUGAGAAGCAGCAGGUUCCGCAGUAUUUGCUGGAAGCUUUUUCUUUGUGUUCUUCCUCAAGAUAAAAGUCAGUGGAUAAGUAAAAUUAAAGAACUAAGAGCAUGGUAUAGCAGCGUUAAAGAAAUACACAUCACAAACCCUAGGAAGGUUGUUGGGCAGCAAGACUUGAUGAUCAAUAACCCCCUUUCCCAGGACGAAGGGAGUCUUUGGAACAAAUUCUUCCAGGAUAAAGAACUUCGGUCAAUGAUUGAACAAGACGUCAAAAGAACGUUUCCUGAAAUGCAGUUUUUCCAACAAGAAAGUGUGAGAAAAAUUCUUACAGAUGUUCUUUUCUGUUAUGCUAGAGAAAACGAGCAGUUGCUUUAUAAACAGGGGAUGCACGAGCUGCUGGCUCCUAUCGUCUUCACCCUCCACUGCGACCACCAGGCCUUUCUCCAUGCCAGUGAGUCUGCGCAGCCAAGUGAGGAAAUGAAAACUCUCCUGAACCCUGAAUAUCUGGAACAUGAUGCCUAUGCCAUGUUCUCACAGCUUAUGGAAACUGCUGAACCUUGGUUUUCCACUUUUGAGCAUGAUGGUCAAAAGGGGAAAGAAACCCUGAUGCCUCCUAUCCCCUUUGCUAGACCACAGGAUUUGGGGCCAACAAUUGCUAUUGUUACUAAAGUCAACCAGAUCCAGGAUCAGCUACUGAAGAAGCAUGAUAUUGAGCUUUACAUGCACCUGAACAGACUAGAAAUUGCACCACAGAUAUAUGGGUUACGGUGGGUGCGGCUGCUGUUUGGACGAGAGUUCCCCCUGCAGGACCUCCUGGUGGUCUGGGACGCCCUGUUCGCCGAUGGCCUCACCCUGACUUUGGUUGACUACGUCUUCGUGGCCAUGUUGCUCUACAUCCGAGAUGCUUUGAUCUCCAGUAACUACCAGACCUGUCUUGGCCUUCUAAUGCAUUACCCGCUCAUUGGGGACGUUCACUCACUGAUCCUUAAGGCUCUGUUCCUUCGUGACCCGAAGAGAAAUCCAAGACCAGUGACUUAUCAAUUCCAUCCAAAUUUAGAUUAUUACAAAGCCCGAGGAGCAGAUCUCAUGAAUAAAAGCCGGACCAAUGCCAAAGGCGCUCCCCUAAAUAUAAAUAAAGUCUCAAACAGCCUGAUUAACUUUGGAAGGAAGCUGAUUUCUCCCGCGGUGGCCCCGGGCGGUGCUGGUGGCCCCAUGGCAGCGGGCAGUGGCGGCGCCCCCUCCCCGGCCGCGGCUCCCACCAAGACCUUGGCGGAAGCCCCCAGGCACACUCUGCAGCAGCAGCAGCAGAGGCUGAUGAAAUCGGAAAGCAUGCCCGUGCAGCUGAACAAAGGACAAAGUUCUAAAAACAUCAGUUCCUCUCCGAGCAUUGAGAGUUUGCCUGGAGGGAGAGAGUUCACCGGCUCCCCACCUUCAUCUGCUGCUAAGAAGGAUUCCUUUUUCAGCAACAUCUCCCGAUCGCGCUCACACAGCAAAACUAUGGGCAGAAAAGAAUCUGAAGAAGAAUUAGAAGCCCAAAUUUCCUUCCUUCAAGGACAGUUGAAUGACCUGGAUGCCAUGUGCAAAUAUUGUGCGAAGGUGAUGGACACUCACCUUGUAAAUAUUCAAGAUGUGAUAUUACAAGAAAAUUUGGAGAAAGAGGAUCAGAUUCUGGUUUCCCUGGCCGGACUGAAGCAGAUCAAAGACAUCCUGAAGGGCUCCCUGCGUUUCAACCAGAGCCAGCUGGAGGCUGAGGACAACGAGCAGAUCAGCAUCGCAGACGACCACUACUGCUCCAGCGGCGGCGCCCAGCAGGCCCCGCCAGCAGCCCCAGGGCGCCGGGAGCGGCCAGGGGCGGACGACUUUGUCCUGGUCUCCAAGGACGGCGAGGAGCGCAGCGCCGGGCCCAGCCCAGCGGUCCAGGCCCAGCCGCUGCGGCCACUCCGGGGCGCCACCCGUCCGGCGCUAGUGUUCUCCGACCCGCUGACCGGCCCAGCCUCCGCCUCCUCCAGCAACCCCAGCUCCAGCCCCGACGACGACAGCAGCGGCCACAGCAAGGACUCGGGCUUCACCAUCGUGAGCCCCUUGGACCUCUGACGGCCGCCUGGCCGCCCCGGGACAUGCCCCCGGGAGAAGCCCCUGCCCGCGCCCCGGGCCUGCGAGGAGAGGCGGGGCCGCGGGCAGGAGGGGACCUGAUGGGCUCUGAGAUGCAGCCGCUUCCCCGCAGCCCCCACCCCGUAGGGCCCUCAGCAUCUCUCAGCUUCGCAAGCCCGCCGGAAGCUCCCACCUCUCCUCCGCACUCACGGGCCGUCUGGGGAGGGGGAGCGGGCCUCCAGCCUCCCCUCGGGGCACCGGCCAGGAGAACUGGGGAGAACUGGGCCUCCAGAAGUCUGCGUCUCAGGCCCGCUCCUCCCCUGGGGAGCCACCCGCCCAGCCGGGCGCAGCGGACCGACCAGAACCAGUGGCCCGGGCUGGGAGGAUCAAGGCUGCAGCUCAGAAGGCAGGCGCAGGGGCAGCAGGGCUCCCAGAGCACACGGACCCCGGCUGUGAGCUCCGCUCCUCAGCGUCUUCACCUUCAGAAUCUGAGAGUCUGAAAAGAAGGCCCUGAGCUCCAAGCCAGCCUUGCUGUGCGCCCCGCUGGCGCUCCGACGGGGCCUCAAGGAGCAGGAGCCGCUCCCGGAAGCCCCCGCUUUCUCCUGUUGCUUGGCUCGUCCCUCUGAAGAGAAGGUCAGAAGAGGGUUGACUUUCAGUGUGGCGAUCUGGACUGACCGGCAGCUGGGUCACUCCCCCGACAGACUCUGUGAGCUCAGGCAGCACACUUUACCGCUCUUGUCCGCAGCCUCUGUAUCCGGGAAAGGACGCAUCAGAUGGAAUGAUCGCGGAGACCUGUUGGGCUCUCAAGUCUGCUGAUGCUAAAAGCCUGUGUGAACCACAGAAAUGACAUGUGCCUUGCUCUCAGUUAUCUAAGCCACAUGCUAGCUAACACCUUCUGUUACUAUAAAUGUAGCGGUUUCUUAAUAUUUUGUCUUUUUUUUAUGAUUUCUGGAUUUUUCACUGAAUAUUGCUAUUUACUGGCCAGAUAAGUUCAAGGAUUGCUAACAGUAAUCUAAGUUACACAUUAUUUUAUUUCUCAGUCUACAAAUCUUUUAAUUUUUUACUAUUUUCUAUUCGUUUUGGUUUUUUUCCAUGUAGAGUUCAUUUCAGAACUAAGAGCCUCAGCUACUGGCCAGCUGCUCCCCGGUGUGAGCAGGAAGCUGCACUAUUAUUAUUCAAGUAACAGGUUUAAUUUUCUAACUGGAAUGAUACUGAGUGAAGACCAAUGGAGACGCAUACCUUAAUUUGAGCACACUAUCAACAGAAAAAUGAUAAGAACAGGGCCAAGGACUUACUCUGUCAAAGGCCAUUUCAGGGUCUGGGCAGAAAUAAAUUCAGUGUAUCAGCCUAAGCAGAUGCCAUGAGGAAACAGUGAGGCACCACAGUGCAGAUUCCACAUAUAGUUAUCCAGCUCACUUACCCGAGUGGCUGAAAAGAAAACGGACAAAUCAAAAAGCAGCUAUUGAGGAUUUAGAAACCUUUUACCCUUACAAACUUUGCGAGCAGUUUGGUUUGAGAGAAGCAGUCAUUAGUCUGCGGUGUCCAGUUGCUUUUCCAAAAUAGUGUGGCGUCUCACUGAUUUGGAAAAUAAAGUCUGGUGUUAACGACUCAGCUGUCCGGAGGGACACGGCACCUGUUCCAGCCGCUCCACGUGCCCCUGGCUCACAGUCUGCACAGGGUCCAGGCUUAGCCUGCAGCAGAACGGAGAGGCUGAGAAGGGGGCGAGGUGUCUUUACAGAUAGUGGCCGCCAUGUAAAGUCUGGGCCACUGUAUGUACCGAAAGCAAAUGUCAAACAAGACACGCUUCUGACAAAGCUGUUUACCAAGUCGAUGGCCACUCUUGGUAGAACACCUUGAACUGGAAAUUUUAAAAGUGAAACUUUCAUUAAAUGCACAUACUGCUGUUGAAGAAAUAUCAUAAAACAUCUUUUUAAUGUGACCACUACUUCAUACAGAGAAAAGCUAUGUGCAGUGUGUUGCUUCCACGUCGGUGGCCUUCACGUUGCCUGCGUACCCAGCAGGGGUCUCCAGCCAGGAGCAGCCGUCCCACCACAGCACCCUUGAACACAGUGGCUCUGCACGUUCGGGGGUGGGGCUACUUACAUUCUCCUCAGUAAGCGUGGCUCUCAGCAGGCGUGCUGCCAGAAUCAUCCAGAACCCAGAGGCCCCAGCAAUCAUACCUAAGUAAAACUUGUUUUAGGACUCGUUUUUUUUUUUCUCCCCAAUAAAUACUGAUUAGACCAUA
Molecule: messenger RNA, 4979 nt
Organism: Dama dama (fallow deer)
Lineage: Eukaryota; Metazoa; Chordata; Mammalia; Artiodactyla; Cervidae
Gene: TBC1D5
Product: TBC1 domain family member 5
Exons: 23
Coding region: 416-2737 (773 amino acids)
Biological process (GO): activation of GTPase activity
Molecular function (GO): GTPase activator activity
Source: RefSeq, a predicted model, not a curated record